GGACCGGCUUCCAAAAGGAGGCUCUGCCGAGAAGCGCGGCUCCUUGAAGCGUUUUUGCUCAUUUCCAUCCAUCUCUCGCUCACUUCACGCUCGUUCUUUUUCACCGGUCUUUGGAGCCGCACUCUGUCGUUAUCGUGAGCCCAAAGACACGGAGCGUCUCUCGCUUUCAGCAGCCCGCCCUCUUUUCAUCUACUCUUCUUUGAGACUUGUUGCCAGAUGAAGGGCUCGGCUGCCGUCGCCGCCCUCGCGGCGGUGGUUCUGUCGACGGUGGGACCGGCCGCGGCAAAGGAGUCGCUGUCGCUGGACUCUGAUGACUCGACGAAACAGGCCGCCGGCACGCUGGCCCGAGACCUCAUCCAGUACUACCACGGCAACGAGACGGGCCGCAUCCCCGGCCUCCUCCCGGGCCCCCCUCCGUCGGGCGACUACUACUGGUACCAGGGCGCCGUCCUGUGGGGGAGCCUCAUCGACUACUGGCACGCCACGGGCGACGCGGCGUACAACAAGCUCAUCGUCGACGGGCUGCUCUGGCAGCAGGGCCAGCUGUCCAACUUCAUGCCCCUCAACUGGACGGCGCAGAUGGGCAACGACGACCAGGGCUUCUGGGCCCUGGCGGCCAUGCUGGCGGCCGAGCGCGGGCUGCCUAACCCCGUGUCGGGCGAGGCGCAGUGGCUCAACCUGUCGCGCAACGUCUUUGACAACCUGGUCGACAGGUACGACGACAAGACGUGCGGCGGCGGUCUGCGGUGGAUGCUUACGUCGUUCAACAAUGGCUACAACUACAAGAACAGCAUCUCCAACGGCGUCCUCUUCAGCCUCGGCGCGCGGCUGGCGCGCUUCACGGGCAACAAGACGUACGCCGACUGGGCGGACAAGACAUGGAACUGGAUGACGGAGGUCGCCCUCAUCGACUCCAAGUCGUACGCCGUGUACGACGGCGCCAUGGUCACGGACGACUGCAAGAAACCGAGCAAAAUCGAGUUUUCCUACACGAACGCCAUCUUCACCAUGGGUGCGGCGUACAUGUACAACUACACGGAUGGAGACUCCAAGUGGCAGAAGCGCGUCGAGGGCCUCGCCAACCACGGCGUCAAGACCUUCUUCCCCGACGGCGUCGCGACCGAAGUCUCAUGCGAGCGGCAGGGCAGGUGCACAACCGAUAUGAAGAUGUUCAAGGGCCUGCUGCACCAGUGGUACGCCGCGGCGACGCAGGUGGCGCCCUUUCUGGCGGGCACCAUCGCGCCCGUGCUCAAGACGUCGGCGCGGGCCGCCGUCAAGACGUGCACGCACGGCAGCAGCGGGACGGGGUGCGACUUCGCGUGGGCCAACGGCACGACGACGACGACGGCGCACGAGGGCGAACAGGGCGCGAGCGAGGAGAUGAGCGCGCUGUCGGCCGUGACGUCGCUGCUGAUGCCCGCGUCGGCGGCGCCGCUGACGGCCAAGACGGCCAAGUCGGGCGGCAACGGCGGCGGCGGCAAUGAUGCUGGCAAUGGGGGCGGCGGCGGCGGUGACGGUAAAAACGGCACGUCUGGCGGCGGAGACGGCGCAAAAAAGGACGGCUCGUCGGCGGGCAUCAAGACGGGUGUCGAGGGCUCCGUGAUGGCGAUGCUGACGGCGGCGUUUGUCGGCUCGGUCGUGUUGGGCGCAGUGCUGUAAGCAGUAAGCGCGUGUAUCAUCACUACGUCAACUGAAUGCGAGGGCCGAAGCCCGCGUGCUACUGUAAUGAUAAAGAUUCAAAAUGUCAGAAGGUGCCG
Purpureocillium takamizusanense is the source of this 1757-nucleotide messenger RNA. RefSeq names its product Mannan endo-1,6-alpha-mannosidase. The record is from RefSeq and is a predicted model, not a curated record. Gene Ontology annotation, molecular function: mannan endo-1,6-alpha-mannosidase activity. Bases 217 to 1659 code for a protein of 480 amino acids. Lineage: Eukaryota; Fungi; Ascomycota; Sordariomycetes; Hypocreales; Ophiocordycipitaceae. Gene Ontology annotation, biological process: carbohydrate catabolic process; fungal-type cell wall biogenesis. The transcript has 4 exons.